AUCACCUUUUUCCUGUGAUAAGUAACUCUUAUAAUCCGAGCACUAACAGAUGUUAGAAAAUUCAGGCUGGUAAAUAGCCCUCGUAAAAUGCAAGAUGGAUCUUUAUUAUUGCUAUUACAUGUUUUAAACACUGUAAAUCUAGGAGCUUAGAAUGAAUAAAGGGAGUGGCCUCUGGGAAAUCCAGCAGCUCUGAGAAUGUGGAAAUUAAACAUAAACCCCCAAAGGUUCUUCAGACCAUCUAAAGGCAAUCUGACAUCAUGAAGCACAAGCUGUCUUUGUCCACCCGAAGCCAGAGCUUCCCCACAUCUCUAGGAGACCAGUCAGUGGAAGUAGUUGUGCUCAGAGAGAAAUGAUAUCAACUCAUUGAGCACUGCUGUGAACAAUCUUGGAUUAUACCAUCAGGGAACCCCCAUCCCACAGUGCUUCUCACCAGCAGGAGGUAUAAAAAUACAAGAGAAGGAUCUAGGGCAUUUAAAAAGUUCCCAGAUGAGGACCUUGGAAAAGUUUGAUUUCAAGUGGUUUCAGUGGCUCAAGGUUUCCCUACUUGGUGAAGGAUCUGAGAGAAAAUAAAUCUCCAAUAGAAAUGAAACAACUGAAAGAAACUCAGUAAUGAAAAGAAAAGUGAUUCUGAAAGCCUUAAGAAUUUUGAUCAAUGAACCAUAACUCCAAAAGACUGAUUAUAAAGCAGAUUGAGAGGAAAUCCUUUAGUAGCCAAAUGGGGAGAAGAUACAGAAUAUUUCCCAAAGAAUUGGUCCAGUUCCCUCAAAAUAGCUUCUGUCACCAGGCCUCAUCAGUGCUGUUACCAUGUCCCCCACACCGGAUUUCACCAUUCUGGGAAAAAGAAUACCAGUCAAGGGCUGACCUUGUGUCCCUCCUCAAUCAAACCUCUAGUACCCCUAACCCACCACAACGUCAUUGCCAUAAGAACAUACAAGAGCCUCCUCCAUGGUUCAAACAUUCAGCUAUCACUUCCAAGAUGCCCCAACUUAAUAGAGCAAUGGUGGUGCCAUUGCCCCAUCUUCAUCAUCUGGCUAAACCAUCCCCUCCUCACAAGCAACGUACAGUGGUUCCAGUCUUGCCUUUACCUAGGACUGAUAUCACAACCAAAAAAACUCCUGGGGCUUUGACUCCUCUUGGUCCCAAACACCAACGUGAUUCUCCUUCAGAUCCUAACCACCGGUUAGAGAAUCCUUCAGGCUCUGACCACCUUCCCAAGAUUUUUCCAGCCUGCGAUCAUUCAGAUAUUGAGGAUCUAACACUUCUCAACCAAAAGAACCCAAUCCCACCAUUCUCUAAGCAUCAGACUGAGGUUCCAUUAUGUGAAGGCCACAGGCCCAGGGCUGCUACAAUAGCCAGAAUAUUUUCUGACACCCAGGCCAAGACCAAUGGGCCUUUCACAAGAACCCCCAUUCAGGAAGCCAGAGUUUUGCCAAGACCUAGGCGCCAGAUCAAGGCUACCAAUGCACUGUUAGGACUUUUCAGCUUGGACCCUGUACUCCAUCCACUUGCAAAAUCAUUACCUUUUACCCUCUGGACCAGGACCCCACAUUUCAGAACAUCAGUUCUAAACUACUGGGUCCAGGCCCAACCUCUGAAGGCAUCACAUUGUGAUCUCCAGCCCAGAGAAGCAGUGCCCUUUUUACAAUGCCUUGACCACCAUCCUAGACCCCUAGCUGUACCUACAGCACAUCUGAAUCAGAGAAACAGGGCUACAGCUGUAUGCAGAUACAAUCCUUGCCUGCUACGUGCACCAGGCCCUAUUGCUCAUGUCUCAGUUCAAGCAGAGCAAGACAAUUGGGAGGCUAUGCUGCUGAGAAAGUACCUCCUGGAUACAUGCCCUUCCAGUCCUGAUAUAGAGCCUUCAGCUACGCCACCAGAGCCUUCCACUCCAGUUAAAAAUGACAAAGAUUCCUGGGAAACAAUAUCCCAAGGAACAGACAUCCAGAACACACCUCCAUCCAGUUCUGACCUGGAAAUGGACACAACCCCAGAGCCCGCUGUCCAUAUGUCCAUCAAAACAGGUCCAGAUACCUGGGACGCAACAUCCCCAAGAACAGACUUACAGGAAACACUUCCAUCCAGUACUGACACAGAAACUGACACAGCUCCAGAGCCCAUUGUCCAUAUGUCCAUCCAAACAGGGCCAGACACCUGGGACACAACAUCCCCAAGAACAGACUUACAGGAAACACUUCCCUCCAGUACUGACACAGAAACUGACACGGCCCCAGAGCCUACUGUCCAUGUGUCCAUUCAAACAGAGCCAGACACCUGGGACACAACAACCCCAGAGACAGAUCAGGAGGAGAUCCCUCUAACAGACCAGGAUGAUGAGAUAACUGUACUGGGCUCAAGGCCUCAGAAUGUAACUCUAUGUGGCCCUCGCCAGUGGACCACACCUCCACUCAGCCCUGACCCCUGGGCUGAGCAUGUGCCAGACUCCAAUGCCCUGAUCACACUUCAUCCAGAACUAGAACAAUGGGAAACAAUGCCACAGGAAACAGAUCACCUGGCUACACUUCCAUCCAGCCCCGAUCUGGACACUAAGACUAUAUCGGAACCCUUUGUCCAUGAAUCAGUUCCAGUAAAACAAAAGUACUGGGAAACAAUACUGACAAUUCUACCGGGAAUAUUUGAUCACCAGGAAAUAAUAAUAGAUGAAGCUUAUGAGACAGCACCACCACUGGACUUGGAUGGCCAGGAGAAUAUACUUUUUAGCCCUGAGGAAACAACAACGCCUCUGCCCAGCCCUUCCCACCAGACCGAGGAUAUAUCAAAUCCCGAUGUCCAGGCUACACUUCAACAAAAAUUAGAACAAUGGGCAACAUUGUCAGAGGAAACAAAUCGCCAAGAUACAUUAAUACUUAGCACAGAGUCAGAGACUGAGAAUACUCCAGUGCUCAUUGAUCCUAUCUCAGAUGUAAUAGAGCAAGAAAAAGUUGAAAUCAUAGACAUAAUGCCAGUGAGAAUAGAGCGCAAGGAACCAAACCAAACAGUCGAAGAUCCCUGGAGCAACAGAGGGGCAACAACUCUUUCCUUGGGCCAUGAUGAUGAAGAAAAUGAUCUACAUGGGCCAGACCACCAGACCAUACCACCCCUCAGCCCGGACCAGAAGCGAGAGACUGAGGAUACAGCACACGACCUUGCCCAAGAUUUAGUUACAAGCCAAGAAUCUGGGGAAAUGACACCACCCAGAACAGACCUAAAGACCACAAUUCUAACAGGUCAGGAUGAUGAGGAAACGACUUCAGUGGACUUGGACCCUGAAGACCCAGCUCAACUUGUCCACGAAUCCCAGAUCACACCUCCACUGGCUGAGGAUAUACCAGAUCUAAGUGCCCAGAUGUCACUUCAGCCAGAACCUGUCCCCUCUGACACAAUGUCACCAGGAACUGAGCUUCAAGACAACAUUCAAGGAGACCAGGAUCAAAGGGUAACACCACCAUCAAGCUUAGACCAUGAGGAAAUGACUCUAUCCAGCCCUGACCACUGUACAACCCAUCCAUCCAGUCCUGACAGACAGUCAGAAGCUGCUGAAGAUCUCAGUACCCAGGCUGUAUCUCCAACAGAUAGAGAACACUCAGCAAAAUUGUCUGAGGGUCAAGAGCAGGUCAAAAAUCCACCUAGUCCUAACCUCUCAGUCCAUCUUCCAUCCACCUUGGAAAAUGAGGCUGAAACUGGAACAGAGCCCACCAAGCCACCAAGCACGCCACCAGACAAUUUGGAUGAUGAGGAAACGGUCCCUCCGAGCCCUGACAAGACCAUAUCACCAUCAAGUUCCAACCACCAGACUGAGUCUCCUACAGGUCAUGACCACCAGCCUGAGACUGAGCUGAGCUCCGACCACCAAGACGAGGUUGAAUCUGGGCUCCCAUAUCAGCUCCAUACAUUGCAAAAUAGACAGAGGGAAUUGCAUUUAAAUUACAUCAAACCAUACACCGUCGAGGCGGGGACUGUCUCUGACAGAACUGUUCAUGCCAUCAUCAAUUCCAUCCCUCAGGAGAAAAUAAAAAAUGACAUCUGUAAGCAGAUUCUCCUGCCUCUGAGUCUUCAUAGAUACAGCCCAUGCGAUUAUAUAGUCUGUUUAAUUUGUGCCUCCUGGAUCCCAGCUGGUUGCCCACAUGAGGGGAUGAAAUAUCCAUGUGAAGCUCAUUUGCAAGCCAUUCCAAUACCUAUGCCCACGUCUGAGGUGGAGAUUGAUGUGAAAUUUGUCCUCAAAUGCCCCCAAGCAACAGUCUCCUCCCUUUUCAGCACCUCAAACACCCAUAGCCAUUUGAAAAAGUCAUCAGAAGGUGCAGAAUCAUCUCACUCAGACUCAGUAAUCCCUGUUCCUUCAAGACCAAAGUGGUUUCACUUCAUACUAGGCAAGUCUCUCCCACAAGGGAAGAAAGACAUCACGAGAAACCCAGAGCUAUCCAUAGACAAAACCUUUGAGGAGGGAAGCAACAGCAAAGAAGGGGAGAAGGCCAAGGUACAUCGGACAUCUUUCAGAUCUCUCCUGGAGAGAUUUCAGUGGAGGCGAAAGGAAACUAAAUGACUAUCUUUAUUUUGAAAGAA
Phascolarctos cinereus (koala) is the source of this 4557-nucleotide messenger RNA. NCBI's taxonomy places the organism in Eukaryota, Metazoa, Chordata, Mammalia, Diprotodontia, Phascolarctidae. The record is from RefSeq and is a predicted model, not a curated record.